Molecule: messenger RNA, 4940 nt
Organism: Pristis pectinata (smalltooth sawfish)
Lineage: Eukaryota; Metazoa; Chordata; Chondrichthyes; Rhinopristiformes; Pristidae
Gene: lepr
Product: leptin receptor
Exons: 19
Coding region: 495-3878 (1127 amino acids)
Biological process (GO): cytokine-mediated signaling pathway
Cellular component (GO): external side of plasma membrane; membrane
Molecular function (GO): cytokine receptor activity; protein binding
Source: RefSeq, a predicted model, not a curated record
UGAAAGGCUUCAGAUGACCAGCUCCUGGCUAUUUCUUCUCACCCCUUCCCUGCAAGCGCAUACUUGCCUCAAUUCGCCCUCAUGAUCUUGACAAUACCAAUCUUUUCUCAGUCACUUUGCUUCCUGCCCGGUGGUGGCUCAGUCCCGACCUGUCAGUGUCCUUGUCCCAAGCCCGCCAUGUCUGCUAUUGUUUGUGUUCAUCGUCCCUCCCAAAAGGUAUUCGACUCGUGCAAUUGCCCACCUCUUGUCCUCUCGGACUCUGUCUGACGCAGUCACUGCCCACCUCCUCGCUAUAUUACUCAGCACCCAUCUUCCGAUCCUUGUCAAUACAGAGUUUAUAACCCACUCUGAUUAGUGCCUGGAAUGAGGUGAUCGGAGAGGAGCAGCAGCCACGUGUGAACUAACGUCAGUGAAGCAGCAGCCCAGGCUCCGGGCAGCCAGUGGCGGGCUCUGCGCGGCCGCUCUGCUGCCGUGAGGUUCCCUACAGCUAAGAAAUGAUGUUACUGCAACUCGUGACUGCAGCCUUGUGCCUGGGAGUAUCUGUUUCAGUUUAUGCACAUGGUCCAGAAAAAGCCUUUGAGAUUCCACCAUGGAAUUUUACGAUGUUUUGCACACUGCAGAAGCAGGGAGCUACUGAAAAACACAGAAACUGGCAGCCCCAGCCGCACAGGAAUUCAAGCAGUCUCCACUCUUCACUUAGUGAGCAUAUGAGAAAUGCAAAUACAUCGCGUUCAAAAGACCAAGAUGGCUUCAGUUGCUGUCUCUGGAAAGAGGCUGGUGUGCAUUGCCCUGCACAGUUCAUCAACAGAGAGAAAAGUAUAAGAAUGGACAUCAAGUGUUGGGCAACAGAAGACCUGACACUGUUUAUCUGUACAUUGAACCCAGAAGAUUGGAAGAUGAACGAGUUUGCCAAGUACAGAAUAAAGCAUCAGGAUCAGCUGUUACUUGACCAGAAGGAAAGCAACAUUUCAACUUAUGUUAGUAAUUGUGUGGAGCAGCACGUAAUUAAGUGCACCAUACCCUCCCCUGAUCUGAAUCGCAAGUAUUUCAUUUGGAUAGAGCUGAUUACCAAUUCUGGAACCUUACAGUCACCUUUGAUGUUUGUCACACCAAUAAAUGUAGUGAAGGUAAAUCCUCCCCUAAAUCUUCAAACUGAAAUGACAGUUGAAGGAAUUUUCAACCUUAGUUGGUCAAGCCCAAAUCCUGAACCAUAUCUCCUCCAGUUUGAAGUAAAAUACUCCACAGGCAACCCAGAAAGAGUUUGGAAGGUUAAGGAUAUCUGGCAAAACUCUUUGAUUCUUCAUAAUUUGGAGAGUGGCCUUUCUUAUCUUAUUGUCAUUCGCUGUAAACGUCGCGAUGGCCCAGGGUUUUGGAGUGAUUGGAGUGAUCCUCUACAUGUGAACGUACAGGAAAUUACGUAUUACCCAUCCCAAGUCCUGACAACUGUUGGCUCGGAUGUUACUGUACGGUGCAUUUUCUAUAAUCAGACCCUGACCAAUUACAAUGUAGCCUGGUGGUUAAAUAUGAAUGAAAAAAUCCCCGAAGAUAAUUAUGCUUUAAUCAGUGAUCACGAAACUAGUGUCACUCUCCUCAAUGUAACAUCAAAUGGACGGUCUGGAUUCAACAUAUUGCAGUGUUGCCUUCAAGAUGAAGAAAGAAGUAUAUGUAACUUUCGCUAUGCUGAAAUAAUUAUAAUUGACACAAAAAUUAAUAUUUCAUGCGAGACUGAUGGUGCAUUGGAAACAAUGAUCUGCAGGUGGCACUCAAAUCUAUGGAAACCAGAAGCAGUCAGCAACUACAAGUUAAAAUAUUACAUGAAAGAGUCUUGGUGUGAUAGCCUGGAAGUUGAAAACAAUAGCACUGAUGUUGAGGAAUGCCAAAUGCAGAAGAAUGAAUUUGGCCAAUGUCAUAUUAAGCCCAUUAACCUCAUUUUUGGCCAUGUGAUGUGGGUGGAAUUCAGCCUUCAAGAGACGGCAUUCAAAUCUGCACCAACCUGUGUGAUUCCCAUGGAUGUAGUAAAACCUUGGGCACCCUCUAAUGUUGUGGCAGAAAUCACUUCAGAUGGAGGUGACCUAAAUAUCAGCUGGGAAAAGCCACUUCUGCCACCUUACACACUUCUGUUUGAAAUUCAAUACUCUGAGGAUGGAAUAGAGAGUAAUUGGAAGACUUUAUUUGCUGUCAAUGAAACAUUUGUCAUCACUGAAGUAGCUGAUCCUUGUGCGAUGUAUGUCGCCCGAGUACGCUGUAUGAGAUUUGAAGGGCCUGGAUACCAGAGCGAAUGGAGCAGUUUAGUGAAUACAAAUCUUGCAGACAUCCAGGCACCAACCACAGGGCCUGACUUCUGGCGAUUUAUUGACAGCGAUCCUUUGACCAAACAGUCAAAUAUCACUCUGAUAUGGAAGCCUCUGACAAAAGGUGAAGCCUUGUGCAGCGUGAAGGGUUUUACAUUGAAAUAUCAAUCAAAAGAAAACAUUACCUGGCUGGAACAUGUUGGAGAUGUUACAAGUUACAGCUUUCCUCUGACUAAUGAAAUUAAAAGUGUCUCUGUGAUUGCUUUCAAUUCUAUUGGUUCUUCUAGAAGGAAUUUUAAACUAAUCCUGUCAAAGGACAGCAGCAAAGAGCCUGUUCUUCAUUCUCUUCAAGCCUCCGUAAUAAACAGCAGUUGUGUCGUUGUUUCUUGGAGAGUGCUUCCUCUUAAUUGCCAGCCAACAUCUUUUGUGAUAGAAUGGAAAAGCCUGACAAAUAGUGAUGCAGAGAAUUUGAAGUGGAUGAGGGCUUCUGAAAACAUCACGUGUGUCUACAUUCAUGACCACUUUUAUCCAUCUGUUCAGUACCAACUGACGGUAUAUCCAAUUUUCUCUGCAAAGGAAGGACAACCAAUUAGCCUUUGUAUGAAGAUUAAAAGUGAAGGGGAAGUCACAAGAGCCAAUAAUGAUGGAAUGCAGAACAUUAUUCUACCACUUGUAUUUUUAUCCUCGGUUUUAUUGAUUGGAAUCUUUUUGAUAUCCAAGCAAAGAAUAAGAAGUCUUGUCUGGAAAGAUGUUCCUAAUCCUAACAAAUGCUCAUGGGCUCAAGGAAUUAACUUUAAAAAGUCUGAUGCUGCUGCAAAUGUAUUUGGGAAACACAGUCAAGGUGUAUUCCCUGUUGCCCCACACCUCAUGGAAUCAGAAAUAUUUGCUGCAGCGAUCAUAGAAGAAAUUAUACAAUUUAAUGAAGACAAAGGUGUAAUUGCCACGGAUCCUGUAGGUGAAGUAGUAAUGAAGCAAAAUGCAAAUACGUCAAAUAUUCAGGUUCUGUGUGAAAGUAAUAACUUGGAUGGCAAAAUGGAAGGUGAUAUGGAAACCACUUGUGCACAGUCAAACUCUGAAUAUUCGAAGAUUUUGAUAGAUGUGGAAAUGGAUCCACUUUGCAUAAAACACAAGUGCAUAAACAACUAUUCUGAUGAAGGUGUGUAUUCAGGCAAUGAAACUGACAAUUCUGGUAAUGAAUCUAAUAAUCUGUGGGAAUUUCAAAAACAUACACUUAUGCAGCUAAUUCAAUUUGAUGAAACCAAAUCAAAUUCUAUUAUUUCUUCAGAGGGUUUCUCUGAAUCUCAGGAACAAGAAAGCAAAGUCCUUUUCAAUGGCAAUGAUGAAGGAGUAGAUUCUUGCUACUUGGAACAGACUUCAUUUGAGAACAUUGCUAACAGUGAUACAGAAGGACACACUGUCCAAGAACUGUCACUUCUGGAAAAAUGUUUAUCUCUGGAGUUUCAGAAUCCAUCUGAAAUUUAUUCAAUAUCUUACCUGGAUUCAUUGCUGAAAUUCAGCCUGAAUGGAGAUUACCCUCCUCAGAGGACACUCAGGUCAUAUAUGCCUCAGUUUCAAACAGACUUCUAAGCACUCAAAAACAAGCAAUACAGAUGGCCAAAUAUCAUCUAACCAUCUUAAAGGUUUGCCUGCAAUGGACUAAUGUUUUUUGCCCAUGUAUACAUUAUACUGCAUUGUUUUGUGUUCUUUAAAUCCAUUCCGAACCCAGGAUGUGUGUGUCCCUGAAUAGUGACCUCAUGUGUACUGAACAGUUCAUUCUUGCAUAUUUUUAAUCUUAUUAGCUAAUAAUACUAGAAAGGGUGGUAAGGGCAAUAAACUCAUCAAAAGUCAUAGAAGAUUAAAUAAACCAGUAAUUAUUGAUGAGGUACUGGAAGGGACCCUCUUGGAAUUGAGUUCUAUGGCUUUAAAAUCACCAAUUUUGAAAAUGGAUUGGACUUCAAUAUGGUUAGAAUGCUGAAAAGAGGAAGAACGUACAGGAUCCCAUUUAAAUUUCAGAAGAGGCAUUGCAUUAGUAUAAUCAAAAAGUAGAGAGUAAAGUUUGUUAAGUGACUGAGAUGGUCUCUAGAUUAAAAAUCAAUGCCUUGAUGUCAUAAAAUGCCGAUAACUUCAAUGGUUUGAGUGUUGCAUUGGAACAAAAUUUGAUAAAUUUGGUAUGAUUCCAUAAAUGCAUUAGAAUGUACAGAACUCUGAGCUUGCAUUGUCAAGUUAUUAAAUAAAUCCUGACACCAUUUCUACUAUAAUAAUGUGGUACACAAAUGGAGGCUCAUCAUCGAUGCACCAGUACCUUUUGUUCAAAGAGUAAAUAAAUUCAAAAUAUUCAUACUACUAACCAAUGUUAAGUACCAUUAAUUUUAUUUAAUGCUGAAUUCACCAUUAUUCCUACAUGGAGCUUAGCACAUUUUUUAGUGUAAGGUGAUGAGGAUUUUUUUCUGAGCCUUGAUUAAACUUGACACCUUGAGGGCUUUGUUUAGUGUUAGCCUGGAUAUAGGCUACUUACUUGUACAGGGGCUUGUAUAGUGCCAAUGAGAUGGUACCAGAUUUAAUUCAUGAACCUUGAUAUGUUAGAUGAUCUCCAAACUUUAAGGGUCUGCACUUAUGUUUGUUGUUUCUAGGCUACAGGAAUAAAAUCAA